AUGGAGCCCUUACGUCCCUAUGAGCCCUAUGACACCCGGAAACAGUUCCUUGAGUGUGAUAGGAAGGUUUUACGUUUUUUCUGCCUGUGGGACGACUCAGCCUCGAUGUUCGGGGACCGUCGAGAACUCAUUCUGUAUUACUUUCUGUGCGACGAUACCAUCGAAAUCAAAGAAGUGGUGCCACCCUCCUCAGGCCGGGAUGCCACAUCGUUGUUCCUCCAGAGGAGAAAGCUACCCAAGUAUGGCCCACCUGGAGUCUAUCAGCCAGGUCAGAUAACGGAUCGAGCAGUUCUUAACCUGUAUCGUGGCUUGACAGGGAGACCAGCGGAUGGCUACCUGUUGGAUAAAUACAAGCUCGGGAAAGUAGACCAGGAGUUUUACAAAGACAGUGACCUGUUCAUAGGAGCCACCAUCAACGUGUGGGGAAGAAAAGUGCUUCUUUGCGACUGUGAUAACUUUACGAAGACCUAUUACAAGACUAAAUAUGGAAUUGGUAAGUAACACGUAUGUCAC
Messenger RNA from Herpailurus yagouaroundi (jaguarundi), 513 nucleotides. Its product is annotated as EF-hand domain-containing family member C2-like. Bases 1 to 501 code for a protein of 166 amino acids. Gene Ontology annotation, cellular component: microtubule. The transcript has 3 exons. Gene Ontology annotation, biological process: regulation of neuron projection development. The record is from RefSeq and is a predicted model, not a curated record. Lineage: Eukaryota; Metazoa; Chordata; Mammalia; Carnivora; Felidae.